Molecule: messenger RNA, 11032 nt
Organism: Sarcophilus harrisii (Tasmanian devil)
Lineage: Eukaryota; Metazoa; Chordata; Mammalia; Dasyuromorphia; Dasyuridae
Gene: TMCC1
Product: transmembrane and coiled-coil domain family 1
Exons: 6
Coding region: 5527-7134 (535 amino acids)
Biological process (GO): membrane fission; endosome fission; endosomal transport
Cellular component (GO): endomembrane system
Source: RefSeq, a predicted model, not a curated record
UUUUUUUAAAAAGGUAGUGGAGAAGCAGGCAGUAAGGUUUUUAUGGGAGACAGAUUUCUUUAUGGAUUUUCAACUAGUUGAAGUCUUAUUUGCACAAAUCUCUAAAUUUCAUUAGUAUAAGGAAAUCCCUGUGAGGAAAAAACCUCUUUCCAACUUAGAAUUUGAGAGCCUUUCCAGGGAUUAGGAAGUUCAGUAAUUGGCCAGGGUCACAUGGCAGAGGAAGGACUGUAGCUGAGGUCUUCCUCACUCUAGUUUGCCCUAUUUGCCAUUAUUCUGUCCACUUUGAGGGAAUCCACAAAAUGGCAGAUAGAUGGGAGAUCAAACUGAAGUACUUUUAUUGCUGGCAGAGGCUGCAUCUUCUAACACAGUGAUGACAACACCCUUCAGUCAUAUGGUUUAAGUUCAUUUUUCAUUGAUGACACUGGGGUUCAGAGAUAUUGGGACUUGUUCAAGAUGCUGCUGCUAAGCUGCAUUGAGAAGGCUUGGUCAGAACCAGAGGAGAGACAAGCAUUUUUCUUGUUUUAGGUGAAGGUGAAUUUUCCAUCCAUUUUGAUUCUUGUUUCUUUCCCUAAUAGAGCUUUUAUUUUAUUUUCUUAAAAGUACAAAUAGUUUUUGAGUUUUGAUUUUCUUUUGAUAGACUAUUUUAAUGAACCUCAUUUUCAGUGAUUUCUUCUUGCAAUAAAUUUAGAAUUCAUUAGAAAAAAAGUAAUAUACUUGUUCUUCAAUUCUGAGAUAAAAAGGUAGAAGUAUCUCUGUAAUGAAAGCUAGAGCCACAUGGAUCUAACUUACUGGUUCCUUGUUGAAGAACCUGUGAAGCAGGUUCCAUCAAGUAGAGACUUCCAAGGGGACAAGUUUCAUUCUCUCAAUAUGAGCCCCCUAAAGAAGAGAGGAUGGUUAGGAUGAUGUGGUCAGUAACCAAAGACAGUGAGAAGACUGCCAGAAUGUAUCUUAUUUGUCUCUUUCUAGGCAAUUUUAAAGUCACUCAAAUUCUUGAUUACUGAACUUGGUUAGGGGAUAAAAACAUUCUUUAGAAUUGAGUGUUUUUCAUUUCUGUUAGUAUAUAGUAUUGAUACAGGUUCUAUAGAUUGUAUGCUAUAUUAUUUUGGACUUAAAAAAUUUAAAUAUGAAUUAUAAAUUUCCACAUAAGAAUGUGCAUACAAAUAAUCUCUUUUAUAUACUCAUUUCAAGUGCAUAGUAUAAUGUAGUUUUAAGCAUAAUACAGAUACUUAGAAGAUAUUUUUCAGAUGAGCUUAUUGACUAAUUUUCAUAAAUGUUUUUCUUUUUAAACAUCUAAAUAUUUUAUUAAAAAGCUAAGUACAUUAACACAACCAAUUAAACUUUCCUAAUUUAAACCAUUUACAUUUAAAAUAAUUUUGAAGCAUAAAUUAUAAUAGUUUUCCAGUUGCUUCCAAGUGUUCACGAAGGGUCUUUGUCCAUUCAUUCUCAUGUACUUUUCUUCUUGGUAAAUAUUUGUGACAAGGGUUAUUUCAUAUUUUCUGUCUCCUAGCACCUUGGCAUUGUGCCUGGCAUAUAGUGCAGAUACUUAAAACAUGUUUCUUGAUGUUUUCAAAGAUUAAUGUAUUUAUAUAUCAUUAUUCUGACUUUUGUAUUGUUGCAUUAUUUCAUAAAUAUUUCCAGAUUUCUUUGUAGUCUUGAAUUUAAUUGUAUUACAGUAGUAUUUCAUUGCAUUUAUGUAGCUUAUUAAACAUUAGAAAUGUUUUUCUCAUGGAAACUCAUGUUCUCUGUAUUCAUUCAACAAAUACUUAUGGAGUAAAUGUGUACAAAGCACUGUUGUAGGUGGCAUAAGAUUUUUAGACAAAAAGAUAAAUAAGCUGUGGUCCCUGAUGUUAUGGAACUGGUUAUAUCCCAGUUGUUUGACCUUAGAGCACCAUGUAAUCCUUUUCAAGGCUAUAUGUUAUAGACAAAUUAACGAUCUGUAUUGGUGGAAACAUUUUUUAUCUUGAAACUUCCCUGUGGUAAUGAAAUCACAGUUCUAGACCAAAAAAAAGUAAUGUUAAAAUGCAAUAAUAGGUAUGUUCAGUUUUUAACUGGGGGUGGGGGGAAGGGAAGACCUGAAUGCUUUAAAAAUGAUGACAUCAUCAACUAACAUGUAUAUUAGUUUGAUAAUUUUCUUUACAAAAACCCCAUAAGAUAUCAAGUGCUGUACUUGAUAUUUUCUACAAUGUAAUGAUGGUGCUCAAAAUCUUAUGACUUAAUGUCGUCAAUCCAGAAAAUUAAAAAAUAACCAGUAUCUCAUUUAAACUCUUUUGUUUGGUUCUGAGGAUCCCAACUUUUCUCUGUUCUGACUAAGAAGAGCCUAAUGGAGUGACAUUUAGCAUGUCUGAAGAGGCACUUAUUUUAUGACUUUCUAAAAUUAAAGGGUGGCAGGUACUUGGGGAAUGCCUUUUUAAAAUUAGGCAGCUGGCAUGUACAUUUUGAGAAAUGUUUAUUCGAAGGGGGUUUUUGUAACAAUGUAUUUCCAAUCUCUCUGCUGGAAGUAUGAUCCAUUCAAAUGAAGCUUUUGUUCUUCUUUCCUCAAAAGCUUAGAAAGAGACCUCCAGGAAGAGAAGGAACGGAUGCUGAAAGCCAAAGACUGGUGCACAUGGGACUGUGGGGUGCAAUAAUUCAAAAGCUUUACAAAUGACUGGCCAGAUCUGUUGGGAAGCAGGUUGGAAGUCUGACCGUGCACUAUUUACAUGCUUCUAAGAGCUAAUUCUGAAGAGAAGAACCUGGGGAAAAACUGGAUUAGAACUGGAGUUGGGAAAAUUGUUGUAUAAAUUACUUUGGGAGAAAACGGUUUAAUUUUCUGUUGAAGCUGUGACAUGCUCUCCUGUGAUUAAAUUUUUGUUUGAUCACAGCAGUUAAGAGUUGUUAUUUUGGAUAGGAUAAUUUUCGUGGAGGGUUUUGACUAACAGGAAACUUUCUGAAAUUAAUUAUCUCAGGUCAGACUUAAAUAGGUGAACAAAUUCCAAUAUGGUAAGAAGAGAUAAUGUUCCUUUUUCUUUUUUUUUUUUUUUCCUUAGGGGGGAGGAAAGAACCUAAAAAAACACUAAUAAUUUUUUUACUUAUAAGGUUCAUAAUUCAAAUAAGUGCUUUUUGAAACUGAAGACAAGUGGAAAUUGCUUUACAAUAUGAAAGGAGUAGUGGGAGUCUUUCCUUUGAGCGAGUCUGACUCACAGCUCUUCAGUGACCUGGGUUUUCCUUUAUUCUUAGUCCUUGGCCUCUGUGUCUAUUACAGAUAUAAAAAUGAAGUGUUGAAAAUUGCAUAUUUAAUUAAUUUCUCAGUGAAAAAUACAGAUAUAUCAAAACUCCAGCAAAAAUAGCUGUAAAAAGUAGCCAUUUCUAACAUUUCUCUUUGCUUUUUGUGAAGUAGUCUAUGGAAGUUUAGGGUCUUGGCUGUGACUAGUUGAGUGGUCUUAGUCAAGUCCCUUAUAACUUUUCUGGCCUUAUAGGGAUUUAUAGGAUCAAGAAGUAUAAAAGAUGGGAGGGACCUCUUCAGAUACUUUCAAAACCCCCUUUCCCAAUUUUAUAGAAAAGGACAUUGAUGCUCGUAGUGAUGAAAACUACUUGCUCAGGGUUAACACAGUAAGUAGCAGAGCUAGAAUUUGAUGAAGCCCAGGUUCUUUGACUUUACUUGGCUCUUUCUACUAGAUCACAAUUUUCCUUAUUCCUCUGUUUCUUCACCCUCCUCAACUCUAUAAUUAAGAGAUUCUGUAAUUACAUAAAAGUGUACAUAUAAUCUUUCCCUUUCUAUAAGUGCCAUAGGAUAUAGCAUAUGAUGCCAACAUAUACUAUUGUGAUUGUAUUUAUGAGUAAGUAAAUUGAAAAUGCAAAGUAAAUAAUACACCAUUGAAGAAAUUCUUGAAAUGACCACUACUUUUGCUUAUUAAAUCUGAAAUUGACAUAUACCACGGUUUCUUUGAGGUUUGCUAUUUUUCCCUGUUUGUAGCUUACUUUUCCUGAUGCCGGACUCAGCUUUGACCCUUUUAAAGUGGCUGCUCUGCUAAUUUGGCAAGAAGAUGGUGAGAACAGAGGCUUUUUUCCCCCUUUUCAUGUUUAGAAAGAGAUGGCCAGAAUAACUAGAACAGCAAAAUGAAACUUUUUUGCUAUGCCCAAUUCUUUUUUGGUGAAACUUUUUAGCUAUAAAGCAGAGAAAAUGUACCUGUUCUGGGUUUGUUUUAUGGGAAUUCUUAUUGUUGCAUUUGGUACUCUUUGAAGGAACAAAAUACUGGCUCUACUGCUCAGCAUUAUUCACUUAAUUCUAUUUUCAGGAGCCAGUGGUUUGUACCUAAAGAGACCACAUACAAUUCAGACUUUGCUGCUGACCAAACUUUAAGUUUCUAGGCUGCAUCUACAAUAAGCUCUAUCAACCCAUUCAGGUGGCUUUCCCACAGGCUUAAUUCUUCCAAUAGAUUCUCCGUUAUCCUUCUGACACAUAACUGGCCUUAUUGUUUCCUAUUUGAUUUAUCCAAAAGAUUCUAGAAACUGUUUUAAGAGGUAGCAAUGGGGUGGUAUAUUUAGUGGUCCAUGUUGGCCACCAAAUAGCUGUGUAAUCAUAGACAAAUCAUAUUACCUCUUAUUUUUAGCUUCCUUCGACAUAAAUGAGAGAAUUGUAGUAGUAUGUUUAUAUCUAAAGUCUCUUCUAGCACUUCUAUUUUCUGUUCUGUCCUCUUAAUUAAUGGAGAGGCACCGUGGACUAUUUGCUUUUAAAAAUAGGUUGUAGCAUGGAGCACAUGACUGUUUAAAUCAAGCUAAUUCAAAAUAAAAUCAAGUUUCUCAUUUAAAAAAAAUAAAUGAAAAUAGGUUGCCGUAUUGCUUCUCGUCUUAAAGGGAGGUACUAAAAAUUAAAUGGGCUACCGCUUAAUUUGAAUAGUAAAAAUAAAAUCUAUCCUUUAUUUUAAAUUUAUAUUUUAUUAGGACCAUCGAAUAGUGCACAAUUUCCAUAUCAUAUUUAUCUUUGCUGAUUUACCUAGUUGUUGUCUUGAAGGCAUUUUUUUUUUAGGGUUUGAAGGUGGAACUGUGUACACUAAAAUUUAUUCCAAUUCAUCAUUUUGAUAGGAGGCCCCUCAAUCUCAAUAUUUGAAGGCUAUUCUAGGAGACUAAAAACCUUUGUAGGUUCUGUGUGCUCAGAAGCCUUCAGGUCCAUUUCUGUGACAGGCUGAGUUGGCUGUCUGCAGAUCAGCUUAGUGGAGUAUAGAGGUUUUUACCAACAAAUUGGCCACUAGCUGAGGAAUUUCUUGAUUUUGGCAGUAUGUGAAACAAACGUGGUUUAAAAACAAGAGGGACUUGUACAUCCUCUUUUUUUUUUUUUUUUUAGUGAUAAUACUGAAAUGAUGGGAAAAGGGAUGAGUGCCAAGAAUGAGAGUUUAAAAACUGUAGCAGCAGGUGGUACAAGUGCAUGGAACCUUGGACCUGGAGUCACUUACAACUUCCUGUCUUAAGAGGAUCCUUGCACAUUGGUUAUGCUUAAGGAAAAAUGGAGGAGCUUUGAACCGGGUGCUGCAGCAGAUCCGAGUGCCCCCCAAGAUGAAGAGAGGCACGAGCCUGCACAGCAGGCGGGGCAAACCAGAUGCCCCCAAGGGCAGCCCUCAGAUCAACCGCAAAUCCGGUCCGGACAUGGCAGUCGUGGGGCAGUCGGGCCGGCCUCGGUCAUCUUCGACCACCGACUCGCCCACCAGCUCAGCUGCCGUGGAGAUAGCCUGCGCUGCCUAUCUUCCUGGGGAGGAGACCACUGCUGAGCGGAUUGAUCGGUUGGAAGUAAGCAGCCUUGCUCAGACAUCCAGCGCAGUGACCUCUAGCACCGACGGCAGCAUCAACACUGAGUCAGUGGAUGGGACGCCCGACCCCCAGCGCACCAAAGCAGCUAUCACCCACCUGCAGCAGAAGAUCCUAAAACUCACGGAGCAGAUCAAAAUCGAGCAAACAGCCCGGGACGAUAAUGUUGCAGAGUACUUGAAACUUGCUAACAACGCAGACAAGCAACAGACUGCUCGCAUCAAGCAGGUGUUUGAGAAGAAAAACCAGAAGUCGGCCCAGACCAUCCUACAGUUGCAGAAAAAGCUAGAGCACUAUCAUCGGAAGCUACGAGAAGUAGAGCAGAAUGGGAUCCCCCGGCAGCCCAAGGAUGUUUUCAGGGAUAUGCACCAGGGGCUGAAGGAUGUGGGGGCAAAAGUGACUGGCUUCAGUGAGGGGGUAGUGGACAGUGUCAAAGGCGGACUUUCCAGCUUCUCCCAGGCCACUCACUCAGCUGCGGGCGCUGUUGUCUCCAAGCCUCGAGAGAUCGCCUCAUUAAUUCGGAACAAGUUUGGCAGUGCGGACAACAUCUCUAAUCUGAAAGACUCUUUAGAGGAAGGGCAGAUAGAGGAUGGGCCUGGGGGGAAGCCCCUGGGAGUGAUUGCCAACUUUCAGUCGAGUCCAAAGUAUGGUAGUGAGGAGGACUGUUCCAGUGCUACCUCGGGCUCGGUGGGAGCCAACAGUACCACUGGGGGAGGCCCUGUGGGAGCAUCAAGCUCCAAAACAAACACUCUGGAGAUGCAGAGCUCAGGGUUUGAUGCAAUACUUCAUGAGAUCCAGGAAAUCCGAGAGACGCAGGCCAGACUAGAGGAAUCCUUUGAAAACCUCAAGGAGCAUUAUCAGAGGGACUAUUCCUUAAUAAUGCAGGCCUUACAGGAGGAGCGAUAUAGAUGUGAGCGAUUAGAGGAGCAGCUAAAUGAUCUGACGGAACUCCAUCAGAAUGAGAUUUUGAAUUUAAAGCAGGAGUUGGCCAGCAUGGAGGAGAAAAUCGCCUAUCAGUCCUAUGAGAGGGCCCGGGACAUCCAGGAGGCGCUGGAGGCGUGCCAGACCCGGAUCUCCAAGAUGGAAUUGCAGCAGCAGCAGCAGCAGGUGGUGCAGCUGGAAGGACUGGAGAAUGCCACGGCCCGCAACCUCCUGGGCAAAUUCAUCAACAUCCUCCUGGCCGUGAUGGCUGUCCUCUUGGUCUUCGUCUCCACCGUGGCCAACUGCGUGGUCCCUCUCAUGAAGACUCGCAGCAGGACGUUCAGCACUUUAUUCCUUGUGGUUUUCAUUGCCUUUCUCUGGAAGCACUGGGACGCCAUCUUUGGCUACGUGGAACGCUUCUUCUCGUCCCCCAGAUGAUGACACGGAGGCAGCUGCUCCCUGACCCUGGCGCGUGCAUGCAGCAAAGAUUUAGACAGCAGCCUGACUACUCUGAAGUUUUAAACGACAAGAAAGAGUCGAGUGAAUCUGUUUACAUUUAGAAUAACGUUUUUUCUCUGAGAGACGCGAUUGCAAUAGUAUUUUUUAGAUUUUAUCCAAGAAGUUUUUUGGGCAAAAAUCCUGGAUCAUUUUUAUGUAGCAUGAUUCUCCUGGGAUGCAAACCUUAAAAAGAUCCUUUAACAUAAACCAACACAAUCCGGAGCACAGCGAUGGGCAUUCUAAAUUCCGGCUCGAACUACUGCACUACAACCUGAUAGAAAGAGGAGUCCACUUCAGCCAGUUAGGCCUAGCCACCUGCCUUGUCUGGGAUUGUCCCAGACCCUCCUUCCCCAGGCUCCCCUUGACUGAGAAAUCCUAGCACAUUCCAUGUCUGAAGUCACUGAUUCAGGCUGGAUCUUCCUUAGCCGCGGAGAACGCAUGGAGGAACACGUGGAUCGGCCCUACUGCGUCCACGCUCACGGCAGCCACUCAUGUGCAUCUCGAAGGGUGGUCAUUUUUAUAUCUGGGCCCUUCCCCUUUUGCAAGGAUAUAGUGUCACGCCCGACAGGAUAACUGCACAGUCCCUACUACAGUAUUUUGAAGUAGCCCUCUAAAUACUUAAUCUUAAGCAAAAGCCCUUGGCCGCACUUUUAAGGUUUUUUUUUUUUUAUAUAUAUGUGUAUAGUCACAGAUUUAAAAAAUAAAAAAAUCCGAACAGCAUACUUGAAGAAUGUAAUACUCAAACUCUCAGUGCUUCCUUAUGGUUUCUAAUAGGAUUUUUUAUUAUUGUUAUUAUUAUUAUUAUUAUAAUUAUUAUUGGGGUUUUUUUGGAAGGGGCUGGGAGGGUGUUUUUUUUCCUCGAAAUAAAGAAGUGAUGUUUUUAAAUGAAGAAAUGUGUGGAUAAUUAAAUGUGCUCUGUCUUGUCUCUAAACAAUUUGAGGAAAGUGAGACCUUGCAAAUGCCGCCCUCUGUUGCCCCAUGCUUAGAGUUGCAAUAUCUUAAAACAUUUUUCCUCUCUCUCCAUCAUUUUUCCCCCCCUCAGUGGAGUUGAUUUAGUUGGGGAAUGAUGGUGACUCUAUGAAUCUCAAACCAGCACUAUCGAAAUAGGGAAUAUUUCCCUUAAAAUUUACUUCAUUUCCUAAGCUGGACUGGGGCAUUCUUUAGGAAAGUCUACAGGAGACUUUAUCAAGAAAUAGAGUCAACCCUAAAUCACUUUAAUUUUUCUUUUUAUUUAUAAAACAAAGCAUCCCCAGCAACUGAAGCCAAAGUGAUCCUUCGUUUCUAGCUGAUGGUAGGCAGAUUGUUUGUCCUUCUGUCCGCUCUGUGGCCCGGGGAGCCUUCUUUUCAAAGCUUUAUUCUAGCUGCCUCCCUGGGGCAACUUGAGAUGAUUCCCUUGAAUGAGAACAAGAAAAUAAGUUGGGUGAUGAAGGCUAUUCCUAAGGCAUGUGUAUGAAUGUUUUGUCAGUGAUCUGCUGUCCUUCACUGGCUUUCCUAACAGAAUUAUUCUCACUCUGGGUUCUGUAGUUUGUGUUGAUUUUUCUUUUUCUUUUUGAAUAUGAAUUCUAUUGUGUGGAGAGAUAUUGAGCCAGCCCCUCUCUCUUUUCUGUAACUAACACCCUCAUGCUAUUGAGUGCAUGCUUCUGACUCUCCACAAAGGGCACAGAGUUUCUGCACCAUUCCCAGUAUCAAACUGUACCUGCUGUUCUCCCCCUGGCUCCAAUUCUGUGCAACCAAAAGAUAGAAUGCCGCGCACUAGGAAUGGGAAGCCAGGCUUUAAUUAUUUUCUUCAUUCCAAAAAAUUAUUCCUGAACGAGAUUAUCAUUGCCCCUUUUGCUGGGAAGGCAGGGUUUAGGGUUCCCGUGGCUGCCCCGGCCUUGCUUAGCUUUAACCAGCUAGUCCUUCCAACCCUGUAACCCCUGUGUGCCUCCUCCAAGAAAUUCAGCAUAUCACCUCUGUAAUCACAAAACUCAGGUACUCCUGCUCUUCCCCUGCCUAUCUCCAAAGGGCAGCCUGUCUGCUGCUUGAAUUGCCCUCACGAACUUGUUCUUCCCUUUCCCUUUCCCCAAACUAGGAGAAGCUGCAAUGAUUCAUUUUUUUUUUUUAAGAAAGAGUAAAAGGAGAUGUAUUCCAUCCAAGUUCAUAUUGAAAUGAAAUCAUUCCUGUUUUCCACUGCAUUACAGAUGAAUUCUGAAUACUUGGAAGUCUUGUUUUGCCUAAAAACAUAACUAUUGCUAAAAAAACAAAAACAAAAAACUGGAGUGCCGUAGAAUGUAAUGCCCUUAUGUAGCUGAAAUAGUUUCCUCCACUGUUAUGCAUUUCUCCAUGAUCCAUUUUAAUACGUUUUCUAAAAACAGGGAAGAGACCUCUACGAUAUGAAAUACACGCUACAAACAUCAUCUUUCUUAAGCCCAGUCUCUUUGCCACUUGUUAAGCCAGUACGUCUCUUAAGUUGUGUGGAAACUAUUAACUGUAGUGCACACUGGAAACUCUGGGGAGCAGCCUGUGCACCCCAGGGGCUUCCCCCCCAUUUGCCUCAGGUCUGUGUUCGGUGCCUCACUCCUUUGUUCUCUGUUCUCUUCUCCACUCUCAACUUGGCCCUUACUAAAAUACCCUGGUCAUUGAGCCCUGAGCCCCAGGCCAGACAGGGAUAGAAAGUUCUCCAUCUUCCUCUUUCCAACAGAAACGCUCAUUCUAGUUAAGAUGAGACAAUUAUGUCCCCCUUGAACAACCCUGGUCCUUUUCCUUUCCCAAAUGUCAGCAUUUCCCCCACUUUUUCCCCGUGUUCCUAACCCUGCUGCCUUUUCUUCUGACUCGAUUACUUCCCCUGCACUAAGGUGGUUUCGAGAUGUUCCCCUUUCCUGGAAUCUCUUCUGUCACCUCAUCCUAAUGGUCUAACAAUUGUUAUCUUGUGGGAAACUUGACUCUAGCUCCUUUCCUUGUAAAGGCUACGUUUGUUCUCUUUGAAGGAAGGAUUCCUGGAUUGCUCGCAUGAGUUGGUGCCUACCCUGGUGUGUGUGUGACUGGCUGUGUCCUGGGACGGGGACCGCUUUCAGGUUGUAGGAUGAUUUCCUGACAUUUCACUUUGUUUCUGUUAAACCUAAGGCACUUCUUUCCGACUAGACCUCAGGGUGGGGUGUUGAGCACGUUCCAGAAUCUCAAACUGGGGAGCCGAGGUGAGCCACGCUCCGUCUGGAAGGAUUAGGGCUCCUUCUCACCCCAUGCCCCAAACUGAGAGACAAUCCGAAGUUCGAGAAGACGGUUUGAAGGAAUCUUCUUGCUGAUCUCUCGAUGUCGAACCCAGUUCCGUCGGGCUCAUCCUCUCGGUGUUUGGUUUCCUUGCCAGUCUUGCGUGUCUGUAGGGUACAGUUUGAUGAAAUGCUGAAUUCUGUUUGUUGUUGCACUGGGUCCUAAAAGGAACUGCCUCCCAGUUUGGAAAAAAAUAUGCAUUCAAUAACCAAAUCAAAUAUGAUUGUGAUGAAACAAGCCAAGGUUGAUAGAGCUGUGGUUGCCCCUUCUACCUAAUGGAACUCGGAUUUCUGAAUGUGACUCUAGCGAGUUAAAAUAUGUCUGUCUGCGUGUUGUGUAUGCCGGGUGGUACCGUAGUAGGCAUUGACUAGACUGUAAGUGUGUUUUUUCCAUUUGUAAAAGAAUAAAAACUCACUUGCACGGGUUGAAAAGUUCAGAAAUGACACUUGUGAACGUAACACUGUAGUUGCUAGAUCUUAAGCUGCUAAUUGUUGAGAGAGAUUUACAUUUAUGUUUUGUCUGAUUGCUGCAGGUUUCUUGGCAGCACUUUUACUGUAUAUAAAAAUUUAAAUAAAGACCUCAACUAUUAACA